UUUUUAAUUCUACCCCCACCUGGCAUCUCAAAAAUGGUAUUAUUGUUGUUGCCUCUGUUGCAAAAACUAGCACUACCUAACUGUUAAAAUUCAUGGCAUAUAUUAUAAUUGUGGGGAAUGUUUUUCUCUUGCUGUGUAGAAUUUUAAAUGUAUAUUUAAGGGAUGUGCAUGCAGCGGUUGAGGGGUUUAAACUCUGAUUCUCAACAUCCCAAGUGUGACAAAUAUUUAAAGACAGACACCCUCAGUGCAAACAAGGCAGACUGCGGUAUUUUCUUAACAGCACUUCUUGCUUUGAGGUCCACUUCCUGCUUUGAGGUGAAGAACAAUGAAUACAGUGAGGCUGUCCACAAAGUCUCACAAGAGACUGAAGGAAACAGGCAGGACUACAAUAUGAAUCAGCUUUGGUGUGUUUGUAACUGAAAAGACCAUGAGGACGAGUUUGGCAUGCAUUGUUAUUUUCACUCAGCUCUUUGACGCCUGUGCAGAGUUGAUCUUCAGGCAGCUGACGGAGAACCAGUCACUGGAGCUCACCUGUUCCCCUCAGCAGGAGCUCAGCAGCCUGACGGGCCUCCACCUGUACCACCGCAACGCCAAGAGCCAGACAACCCUGCUGUCCAUGGCUAAGGGGGGCAAACUCCGGGUCAACCCAGAGCACAGCGGGCGUCUGCAGCUCUAUGGAGGUCUGGACUCCCUGCGGGUCAACGUGACCAUGUCCCAUUUACGGCACAGCGACACGGGGCUCUACAUGUGGGAGCUGAGCUACAGAGAGAACAGCUCUGAUCAGAUCAUCCUCAGCGCUCAAAAGGUUUUCUUGUUGGUUGAAGGGACAGGGAGGCCAUGCCACUGCUCUCCCAGUUACUCCCCUCUGCUCCUGACCAUUUUCACAGCAGCAGGGCUUCUUCUGCUCACACUCAGCUGGCUGGCCACAGAGAGAUGUGUGAAGGUGAGGCAUCAUCACAGACCACAACCUCCUGCUCCUAUCUAUGAGGAAAUGACAAGGAAGCAGCAAAGCGCCGGAAUUCCCCAAAAUAACCGAGAGACCCCCUCACACCUGGAGGAAGUCAACUUCCCCAUUUACGCUAACCCCAACAUCCGACAACCACAGGACAACUAUUACGCCUGUCCCACACAGCUCGCCCUCAGAGCCUGACGUGACUUCUGGCACCGCUCUAAUGGCGCGGCAAACAUUUACAGGAAAUUACACCAGCUCAACCGCAGAAAUAUGAUACGAGAGUGAAAGGUGACUUCUCAUCAAGGAAAUAAAAAGAUCUCCAUUUGGUGGAGCGGAGUGAGGCAGAGAGAAAAACACCAAGUGGGAACCCUUUUUAACAGCCAAGAAAAAAAUGCUAUUUUAUUAAUAUUUGAAAGAAGCUCCAUAGUUCAUGAAAACAUUUGUUUCGGUGCAUGUCAUUUAACAAUCACAUUCUAUGAGGAGAAAGAGAUAUACAGAGAGAAAAAAAUAAAACAUUACAAGCCACUGACUUUUCAUUAAAUCUCAGUACAGACAUUUUUACUUAAUAUUUCAAAAACAAAAAAAAAGGCAAAAGAAAGAAAAAAAAGCAGCCCUAAUCCCAUAACCCCCACCCCGCCCACAGAAAAAAAAAAAAAAAAAAAAAGAGAAAAAGACCCUUGAGGGUGACAGGCUAGAAUCCCACAGUGCUAAAGAGUGAGACGCUCAUUGGUUUUAGGAAUACACAGCAUGGCGAAGGAAGCUGGAGGCGGAGGGCUCACCUCUCCACCCUCCCUCACCCCCUUAAAAAUAAAAACAAAAACACAUUGGAUCCCAAAAACCCCUGCAAUAAGUCAGCCACUUAGAAGUAGGCCAUAAAAUCCCCGUCUUCCACCCCCUCCCCCCAAACACUUGUGCAUAGUUUCAUGAUCCUUUACAACCAGCUCAUGUUUUACAAACAUCCUCCAAAAUGUGAAAAAUGUUCCACAAAAGUCUGAUUCAUCUAUUAAUAAUACCCGCUGUGGGAGAAUGAGAGAGAAAGAGGAAAGAAAGAGUAAUGCACAAUGUUCCUGAUUCAGUCAGGACGGGACCUCAUUAAGAAAACACAAUAAAGAUUUCAACAUACAGCAUUUUGCAUGUUAUUCACUGUCUUUCUUUUUUUAACAAUCAAAAUCAUUGACCUUUUUUCGUUUUUAAAUGUAAAGCAAUUUUAAUAUAUAGAUUUAUAUAUAAAGCACUCCAUUUUCAUUUAAAGUCCAUUAUUUGGUUAUUAUGUAACUGCUACGGAUUUAGAAACAAAAGGUAUUUUCUCUUCUUCUGAAAUCCAUAACUUUCAGUGCUUAGAAUUGUUUCUUUUAAAUCAUCCUUUUUUUUUCUUUUUUCUUUUUUUUUUUUUUUUACUCAUCAUAAAAAUGUACAUUAAAAUGGCGUGGAGUUGGUACUCUGGAACCCUGGCCUUCCUGAGACAAGAUCCACUUUUUCGUGUGUGUGCAAGAUAGUGAGCAAUUAUGUCUUUUUUUUCUUUUCUUUUUUUUCUUUUUUUUUUUUAUAAAGGAAAAAUAUAUAUGAUCAACAUAAAACAUACAGGCUUCAGAUAGUCCAUGAAAUUAACACAGAACAAAGAAGGUUAAACAGAACAAGACAACACUGUUCAAUCCCAGAGUUCUUAAAGUAGCACAAGAAAUCUUCAUUCUUUGAAGUGUUGCACUUUUUCUGAAAAAUGGAAGCAUUUGUCCUUUUUUCUUUUUUUUUCUUUUCAACAUUCCCAUAGUUUAAUUCCUUUGUGUUGCUGAUUUUUUUUUUUUUCGAACUCCAGAAAAAAACAAAGUGUUUGUAAACCGUCAGUGGCCUUGCAGGAAAACAAAUGACAACAUGAGUGAAUCGAACAUAAGUGAAAACAGAACGAAAGCUAACAAACCAAAAAGGUAGGCACCUCUGAAGUGAGCCCUAGAAGCCAAGGCUCAGUCUGAUGUCUUGUCCUUCACUCUCUCUGUUGCUCAGAUUUGGGAGAGCUGAAGUCCUUCUACCCCAAUCUAUGGCCACAGGUCUGCAAAAUACUUUUUUUGCUGCAUUUUUUAUACAUAUGUGAUUUUUUUUCAGUUUUCUUGUUUUUUUUUCAGGUUUAUAGUCCGAAAAAUGGUGCAAUACUCAAUUAUGAUCCAUACUUUCUUGGAUUAUUCCACAAUGAAAGCCACUAAGGUAGAUAAACAUUACAUUUUAAAAACACACUUAUUUUUAGUCCUUGAGUAAACAUUUACACAUGAACUGUCCCCGUCUCCCCUCAGUACUUGUAUCAUGUUGUUCGUUUAGCUGGAUGAGGGGUGAGGCCGACACUCAGUGCAACGCUAGAGGCUAGUAACAAUUAACAUCAGAAUAUAUUUUUGACAAGCCAAAAAAAAAAAAAAAAAAAAUUAAACAAAUAAACAACAAAAGUAUACUGAAUCGAAAAAGAAAACACGAGGCGGAAAUUCCUCCGCUGUAAUCACGAGCUCUCAUAUUUUCACCUCACGCACUAAAACAUUCAUUCAAACAACAUACAGUACAAGCAGCCUUGUGCAAACACUCAAAUACAACAGAUGUAAAUUUGCCUUUAUAUCGAUCUUUGUUUUCAACAUUUCAAAUUUGAUUCACUCUGAACCGAUGCUAUCAAAAAUCUCUGAAGUGUAUGAAUGAGACAAAAAACCACUACAAAAAGUGUUCACAUUACAUUAUUGGCGCUUCUUUUGAUUCAAGUAUUUGUUUUCAUUAUUUUGUAUUACUCUGAUAUGUUUAUGAUCUUGUCUUCUGGGAAAUAUAAUGUCGAGGAGGAUACACAGGGUAAGGGCCAAAGCCAGGGCGGGGUUUAGGGGGGCUUAGGCGAAGUGGAAAACAGAGAGAUCUAGUCAUACACA
This is a messenger RNA of Plectropomus leopardus (leopard coralgrouper), 3840 nucleotides long. RefSeq lists its product as uncharacterized. Gene Ontology annotation, molecular function: signaling receptor activity. Lineage: Eukaryota; Metazoa; Chordata; Actinopteri; Perciformes; Serranidae. Gene Ontology annotation, cellular component: membrane. The record is from RefSeq and is a predicted model, not a curated record. Gene Ontology annotation, biological process: adaptive immune response.